UUUUUCCCACCGACGGGUAAGAAGCUUGGCAGAAAGACGACAACUUUUUAUGAUGCAACGCGGAAGUUGCCAGGAAGUUCUUCCUCAUGCAACGAGACUUAUAUAAGGAGCUCCAUCAUCUUCCCUGAUCCAUCUCCAACUAAUUUUACUUUACAUUCAUAAUGACUUCUUCCAUCGCAUUCCCGGAAGUCUUUUCCUCUCCUUCCUCCUCCAAUUCUCCUUUUUUAACCUCGCAAUCAAAUCACGAUGUAUUCUUGAGCUUUCGCGGAGAGCAUACCCGUUAUGGUUUUAUUGGUCAUCUUUAUCAUGCUUUGACUCAAAAGGGAAUCAACACUUACAAAGAUGACAAGGAGCUGAGAAAAGGUGAAAAAAUCUCACCGGCACUUUCAAAGGCCAUUGAAGAGUCAGAGAUUUCGAUCGUAAUAUUUUCUAAAGAUUAUGCGUCAUCUACGUGGUGUUUGGAUGAGCUGUUGAAGAUCCUAGAGUGUAAAGAAUCAAAGCAACAGAAGGUUCUAGCAGUGUAUUACAAAGUCGAGCCAUCGACAGUACGACACCAAAAAGAAAGUUUUGAAGCAGCGUUCGCUGAACAUGAAAAAAAGUUCGAUGAUGCUAAAGUUCAGAGGUGGAAGUCUGCCUUAAAUCAAACUGCCGGGCUAUGCGGUUUUCAUUUGAAGAUCAACGAGGACGAAUAUGAGUUUAUCCAGAAGAUUGUUCAAAAGGUCUCAACAACCUUACCAAAUCUUUUUGACUUGCAUGUUGCCGAGUUUCCGGUGGGAAUACAGUCUCAAGUAGAAGUUAUUAAUGAGCUAUUAUGUAUUGAGGAGAAUGACAUACGCAUGAUAGGGAUUUUCGGUAGUGGUGGAAUUGGAAAAACAACGAUUGCAAAAGCGAUGUAUAACCUUAUUGCUAAGAGGUUUGAAGGCCGUUGUUUUCUUGCUAAUGUUAGAGAAUCUUCAAAACAAGAUCAAGGUGGUCUCGUAAAGUUGCAACAAACAAUUCUUUCUGACAUUCUUAAAGAUUCAAGUUUGAAAGUUAGUAAUGUCGAUCAAGGAAUCAAUUUGAUAAUGAAGAGACUUUGCCAUAAAAGAGUUCUUUUGGUUCUUGAUGAUGUUGAUUGUUUGGACCAAUUAAAAAAAUUAUGUGGAAGAUGCGAUUGGUUUGGUUCUGGUAGUCGAAUCAUCAUAACAACAAGGGAUGGGGGUUUACUAACUAAGCAUCAUGUUCAUUUCAAAUAUCGGAUGAAGGAAAUGGAUCACCAUGAAGCUCUUCAGCUCUUUAGCCACCAUGCUUUCAAAAGUGACAAACCUAAUGAUGCUUUUGAGGAUGUCAUAAAACUUGCACUAAAGUGUGCUGCCGGCCUUCCACUUGCUUUACAAGUGAUAGGCUCAAAUCUAUGUGGAGAAGAUAUACAAUUUUGGAAAAGUGAAUUGAAAGAGUACAAAAGAAUUCCUGAACAAAAUAUCUAUGAAAAACUCAAAAUAAGUUACGAUGGAUUAGAUCAUCAUACAAAAGAGAUUUUUCUUGACAUUGCAUGUUUCUUCAAAGGAGGCAACAGGAAAUAUGUCACUAAAAUAUUGGACGGUUGUGGUUUCAAUGCCUAUGCCGGUGUCAAAAAGCUCAAUGAUAAAUGUCUCAUAACUAUUGAUGAAUAUGACCGACUGAUGAUGAAUGACUUACUAGAAGAUAUGGGUAAAGAAAUUGUCCGACAAGAAUCACCCGCAGAACCUGGCAAGCGGAGUAGAUUAUGGUUUCAUGAAGAUGUUCUUGAAGUACUUGAAAAAAAUAAGGGAACAGAGCAAAUUGAAGGCAUAUUGAUAGAAAUGCCUCGGAAGGACAGCAUGAUACAUUUGGAUUCUGAUGUGUUUGCAAAAAUGGAAAAACUCAGAAUAUUAAAAGUUAGUUACUUCAAUGGCGGUAUUUUUUGUGAUGGAUUGAAUUAUCUCUCUAAUGAGUUAAGAGUUCUUGAUUGGUUCAAUUUCCCUUCGGAGUUUUUGCCAUUUUCUUUUCAUGGAGAGAAACUCAUUGUUUUGAAUAUCGGAGGAAGCAAAAUUAGAGAUUUAUGGAGAGGAUUGCAAUCUAAGAACUUAACAAGUAUAGAUCUCAGUCACUGUGAAUACUUGACAAAUAUAUCGGAUCUUUCAAGUUGCUCAAAUCUAGAGAAGUUGUCUUUUCAUCGAUGUACAAGUUUAGUUGAGGUUCAUGAUUCUGUUGGAUUUUUGGAUAAGCUUGUUGAAUUGGAUUUUAGCGAUUGUUUCAGCCUAAAGAAUUUGCCAAGAAGCUUUAAGUUGAGAUUUCUAAAACUCCUUAAACUUGACGGUUGUAAUAGUCUUGAAAACUUUCCAGAAAUUGAGUGUGAAAUGAAAUAUUUGGAAAGGGUCGAGUUACAUUACACCAAAAUACAGGAGCUACCUUCAUCCAUUACAUACCUCACUGGGCUCAAUACGUUAUAUAUAUAUAAUUGCGACAACCUUGUGCAUUGUCCAGUAAACAUUUUUCAGUUGGAACAUCUACAGAAUGUUUCCAUCACUUGUUGUCCAAACUUUGUAAAUUUUGGAAAGGAGGUGGGGCAUAAUGGACAAUUCGUGCCAUGCACACAGGAAAAUAAAAUUUCAUCAAGUAUGGAAUUGUUGCCUCCAUUAUCAAAUAAUUUAUCUCGGACAUAUAAUUUCUCAUCCAGUUUGAGGACUUUAAAUCUAUCUGGUAGUGGUAUUGUUAGCCUUCCUCCAUGCAUCGAAGGAUUUGUUGGAUUAUCUAAACUUGAUUUGACAUACUGCACGCAACUUGAAGAAAUUCUACACCUUCCACCAAAUGUAGAAGAGGUAUGUGCAGAAGGAUGUUCCGGUCUAAAGAAUUUCUUACCAGAAUCAAAUAAUUUAUCUCGGACAUAUAAUUUCUCAUCCAGUUUGAGGACUUUAAAUCUAUCUGGUAGUGGUAUUGUUACCCUUCCUCCAUGCAUCGAAGGAUUUGUUGGAUUAUCUAAAUUUGAUUUGACAUACUGCACGCAACUUGAAGAAAUUCUACACCUUCCACCAAAUGUAGAAGAGGUAUAUGCAGAAGGAUGUUUCGGUCUAAAGAAUUUCUUACCAGAAUCAAAUAAUUUAUCUCGGACAUAUAAUUUCUCAUCCAGUUUGAGGACUUUAAAUCUAUCUGGUAGUGAUAUUGUUACCCUUCCUCCAUGCAUCGAAAGAUUUGUUGGUUUGUCUGAACUUAAAUUGAAAGGCUGCAAUGAACUUGAAGAAAUUCUACACCUUCCACCAAAUAUAAAAGAGAUACAUGCUACAGGAUGCGAGUCAUUGAAACGCUUUCCUCAUUUAUCGACAGAAUCUUCAUUUGGUACACCCGACUUAAAACGGCUAACAUGGAUUAACUUAUCGGAGUGUAAUAAAAUGCACGUGAAUGUAGGGAAUCAUGCGCCAGAUCCAUUAAUGGUACAGGAACGCUUUCGGGAGAAAGAAUCAAGUACGAUUAUAUAUCCAGGAAGUAGGAUUCCAGAGUGGUUCAAGUAUUGCAAGGAGACUACUUCAUAUACUAAUUCUAUUGAAAUAGAAAUUGAUCAUAACGCGUCCAUGUGUGGGCAUCCAAUCGUGGCAUUAGUUUUGUGUUCUGUUGUGGGACCUCUUACGAAAAGUGAACCUAUUCUUAUCAAAAUAAACGGCCAGUUGAUUAAAGAUUUAGAUAAUGAUGUUUAUCUGCCGAGUUCAACGGACCCACAUCGUGUAUGGCUACGAUACAUAGCUGGAAAUUCUAUUGAUGAGAUGCUGCCAAGAAGUUACAGGGAGGGGAACAAUAAUAUGAGGUUUACAUUUGAAAUUGAUUCAGAGAAAGCAUUCUUCAAAAGUGCUGGAGUCCAUCUAAUAUACGGGAAUGACAAUUUGAUUGAUCUUAAUAAUCAAUGUUCAAAGAGAUACCGAGAUGAUGGUGAGAAUGACUUGGAACCCGAUUGGAACCCACAAAAGAAGAGGCGGGGAUCUUCAACGGCCAGCUCUAGCCUACUUGGGAAUGAAUCUAAAUUUAUGGAACAAAUUGUUCAAGAGGUCUCAAAAAUAGUAUUAGAUUGUACAUAUUUGCAUAUUGUUGAGUAUCCAGUGGGAAUAAAGUCUCGUGUAGAAGAUAUUAAUAUGCUAUUAUGUAUUGAGGAGAAUGACGUACGCAUGAUAGGGAUUUUCGGUAUUGGUGGAAUUGGUAAAACAACCAUUGCAAAAGAGAUGUAUAACCGCAUUACUAAUCAAUUUGAAGGCAGCUGUUUUCUUGCAAAUGUUAGAGAAUCUUCAAAACAAGAUAAAGGUGGUCUCGUAAAGUUGCAAAAGACAAUUCUUUCUGACAUUCUUAAAGAUUCAAGUUUGAAAGUUAGUAACGUUGAUCGAGGAAUCAAUUUGAUAACGGAGAGACUUUGUCAUAAAAAAAUUCUUUUGGUUCUUGAUGAUGUUGAUCAUUUGGACCAAUUAAAAAAAUUAUGUGGAAGAUGCGAUUGGUUUGGUUCUGGGAGUCGAAUCAUCAUAACAACAAGGGAUGAGGGUUUACUAACUAAGUAUGGUGUUAGUUUGAAAUAUCCUAUGAAGGAAAUGGAUCACAAUGAAGCCCUUCAACUCUUUACCCAGCAUGCCUUCAAAAGUGACAAACAUAUUGAUGGUUUUGCGGAUCUCUUAGAGGAUGCACUACAUUAUGCUGGCGGCCUUCCACUCGCUUUAAAAGUGAUAGGCUCAAAUCUAUAUGGAGAAGAUGUAUGUUAUUGGAAAAGUGAAUUGGAAAAGUACAAAAGAAUUCCAGAAAAAGAAAUCCAGGAAAAACUCAAAAUAAGUUACGAUGGAUUAGAUGAUUCUACAAAAAAGGUUUUCCUUGACAUUGCAUGUUUCUUUAAAGGAGACAAGAGAGAAUAUGUCACUAAAAUACUGGACAGUUGUGGUUUCAGUGCCUAUGCCGGUAUCAAAAAGCUCAAUGAUAAAUGUCUCAUAACAAUUGAUCAAUAUGAUGGUAACCAAUAUUUGUGGAUGCAUGACUUACUACAAGAUAUGGGAAGAGAAAUUGUUCGACAAGAAUCACCCGAAGAACCUGGCAAGCGCAGUAGAUUAUGGUUUGACAAAGAUGUCCGUGAAGUACUUGAGAAAAAUAAGGGAACAGAGCAAAUUGAAGGCAUAUUGAUAGAUUUGCCUUCGGAGGAUUGCAUGAUACGUUUGGGUUCUGAGGUGUUUGCAAAAAUGGAAAGCCUCAGAAUAUUAAAAAUUAUAUGCUGCAGUGAAAUUUUUUGUGGCGGAUUGAAGUAUCUCUCUAAUGAGUUAAGAGUUCUUGAUUGGCUCGGUUGCUCUUUGGAGUUUUUGCCAUCUUCUUUUCAUGGAAAGAAACUCAUUGUUUUAAACAUAAGAGGAAGCAAUAUUACUGAUUUCGGCACGGGAUUGCAAUCUAAGAACUUGACACGUAUAGAUCUCAGUUAUUGUCGAUACUUGACAAAUAUAUCGGAUCUUUCAAGUUGCCCAAAUCUAGAGGAGUUGGUUCUUGAUGGAUGUACAAGAUUAGUUGAGGUUCAUGAUUCUGUUGGAUUUUUGGAUAAGCUUGUUGAAUUGAGAUUGGAAGGAUGUUCCAAUUUCAAGAAGUUGCCAAGUAGCUUCAAGUUGAGAUCUCUAGAAUUACUUGAGCUUGAAGGUUGUACAAGCCUUGAAAACUUUCCUGAAAUUGAGUGUGAAAUGGAACAUUUGAAGCGGGUCGUGAUAGAAAGCACUGUAAUACAAGGGCUACCUUCAUCCAUUACAUACCUCACUGGACUCGAGGAGUUAUUUAUCAAUGGGUGCAAAAGCCUUGUGCUUUUUCCAAUAAACAUUUUUCAGUUGGAACAUCUAAAGGAUGUUACAGUCAUUAAAUGUCCAAAUUUUGAAAAUUUUGGACAGGAGGUGGGGCAUAAUGGACAAUCCAUGCCAUGUACACAAGAAAAUAAAAUUUCAUCCAAUUUGGCUUAUUUAAAUCUAUCUGAUUGUGGUUUUGUUGGCCUUCCUCCAUGCAUCGAAGGAUUCGUUGGAUUGUCUUACCUUCAUUUGAGAGAUUGCAAGCAACUUGAGGAAAUUGUACACCUUCCACCAAAUUUAGAACAGAUAGAUGCUACAGGAUGCGUGUUAUUGCAAUGCUUUCCUCAUGUAUCGAUAGAAUCCUCAUUUGGUAUAACCGAGUUAAAACGGCUAAAAUUGAUUCACCUAUCAGAGUGCAAUAAAGUGGAUGUGAAUGUCGGGAAUCAAGCACCAGAUCCAUUAUUGGUUCGGGAACGCUUUCGGGAGAAAGAUUCAAGUAGGAUUAUUUAUCCAGGAAGUAGGAUUCCAGAGUGGUUCAAGUAUUGCAAGGAGAGUACUUCAUAUACUAAUUCUAUUGAAAUAGAAAUUGAUACUAAUGAGUCCAUAUGUUUUGGUUAUCAGAUCAUGGCAUUAGUUUUGUGUUUUGUUUUGGGACCUCUUCCGGUGGGAUGUGGAAUAGAAACUAUUACUAUCUCAAUAAAUGGCCAAUCGAUUACACAUGCUAACAUAUGGCCUUCAAAAGACCAACAUCGUGUAUUGCUACAGUACAUAGCUGGAAAUUCUAUAGAUCAGAUGGUGUCAAGAAGUUACAGGGAGGGGAACAAUAUGAGGUUUACAUUUGGAAGUGAUCGAAAGAAAGCAAUCUUCAAAAGUGCGGGAGUCCAUCUAAUAUACAGGAAUGACAAUUUGAGUGAUUGUAUUCUACCUUCAAGUAUCAUGCUGAUAUGAUGGUGAGCAUGACAAUGGAUCCCGAUUGGAACCCCGAGCAGAAGAGGCGGGGAUCUUCAACCAACUCUAGCAUUAUGGAAAUUCAAGUAGGCUAUUAAUGAAGAACUUUCGACUUGGAUUCAAGUAGGAUUAUAUAUCCAGGAAGUAGGAUUCCAGAGUGGUUCAAGUAUUGCAAGGAGACAAGUUCAUAUAGUAAUUCUAUUGAAGUAGAAAUUGAUCAUAAUGCGUCCAUGUGUUUUGGCAUCAGAUUGUGGCAUUAGUUUUCUGUUUUGUCGUGGGACCUACGGGGGGUACUUUAAUCACCACAAUAAACGGCCAGCUGAUUAAUAGAGAUAUUUUGAUUGUGAUAUACGGCCUUCAAUGGACCCACAUGAUCGUGUGUGGCUACAAUACAUAGCUGGAAAUUCUAUUGAUCAGAUGCUGUCAAGAAGUUACAGGGAGGGGAACAAUAUGAGGUUUACAUUUGAAAGUUGGCUUUGAGAAAGCAAUCUUCAAAAGUGUUGGAGUCCAUCUAAUAUAUAGAAAUGACAAUUUUAUUGAUCUUAAUAUUCAACUUUCAAAGAGAUACCGAGAUGAUGGUGAGUAUGACAUGACUUGGAACCUGAUUGGAACCCACAACAGAAGAGGCGGGGAUCUUCAACGGCCAGCUCUAGGUUUAAUGGAGUUCAUGGAUGCUAAUGAAGAUUUGGAUUUAAAACUUCAACUUGGGAAUUGAAGUUCGAAAAGGAAUCAAAGUUGCAGAAGGAAUCAAAGUUGGGAAAGAACUAUAACCAUAACAGACUUUAACGGCUGUCUUAGUGCUUGAUUUGGGCAAAUUUGACCUUCCCUUUUUAGCCCCCCAAAGCUCAAAUAUUUCAAGAAAUCACUGUUGUUCUCCCUCCUAUGCAUAAACCCUAGCUGCAAGCCUCUCUUCAAUGAUCUUGAACGGUUUAAUCAUCAACUUCAGUGGAAGAUCGAUGCUGUCCUGCUAAACUUAUCAAGACUUCAAUGGCCACUCUUGGUUUUCUCCUCGGGGUUUGAUAAAAGUCCUCUUAGUGGCUCAAACCUUUCAAUCACAGGAUGCUUUUGGAAUUUGCAGCAAACUUUCUAUGAGACUAUGAUCACCUCUUCCCAUAUUGGAAAGGAUGCUGGAUGAAUUGUUAUACUAGACAUUAGAAGGUCACCAUUAAAAGGCUGAAACUAAUGACCAAAUUUGUGUGUGAAGGGAAGAAAGGGUAAUUGCUGAGAGUUUCUGGUUUGGGAAAUGACACAAAUCAUUGGUCCUAAAGCUCUAGAUGGGAUUAUUAUCAUACUUUUGAACCCAUCUCAACAUUAGAAAGAACGAGGAAAUAAUAAGGUCAUGUACUAAUGCAUACUGAAAGACUUCUAUAUUGGCCUGCCAUUUUGUGGUUAUCUUGCUGGAGCUCGUGUAUCUAAUCGUGCCUUAUUUGAUGGCUAACCGUACGUGGCAGAGUCAGUACCAUAAACACAUAUUGUUAAAUGGGUGCCUUAAUUGCUACAUGUAUUGGAUGCCAACUGCAGACAUGCCGCUGCUCCUGCAGCACCCUCUCCCUGUCUUGUGAUGUAGGAUAUGCAAAGUAUGUGACACAAUACCGUUUUAUUCCAAAAGAUUGAAUUUCUUGUCAAUACCAUAAACACAUAUUGUUAAAUGGGUUCUGCCCUUGAAGAUCCGUCCGGUAGGAAAUGUAGCUGGUAGAGUUUUAUUAAUCACUUUUCCUCUAGAAAAUCCUACAUAUUUAUUAUUUUUUUAUAAAAUUAAUUUUCUUGUUCUUGUUC
This is a messenger RNA of Carya illinoinensis, 8498 nucleotides long. RefSeq names its product disease resistance protein Roq1-like. NCBI's taxonomy places the organism in Eukaryota, Viridiplantae, Streptophyta, Magnoliopsida, Fagales, Juglandaceae. The transcript is spliced from 16 exons. The record is from RefSeq and is a predicted model, not a curated record. Gene Ontology annotation, biological process: defense response; signal transduction. Gene Ontology annotation, molecular function: ADP binding; ATP hydrolysis activity. The coding region runs from base 162 to 6722 and encodes 2186 amino acids.